AUGGUUGGCUGCUGCGAUGACAACGAUCCAAGUUUAUGUAUCUACGAAACAACAUGCUACGAUGCCGACGCCGUAUCUGCUACUCCUAAUCUAACCAACGACCCAGAUUGGUGGUUCGCAGCGUAUUGCACGGAUGCUACAUAUUCAGCCUGCCAAACUUGGAUAUACCCCGAGUUGUCCAUUACCGAUUAUGGAUGUGCCGAGACCGCGACGAUCGAAACUCUUUAUUUAGAGGCGACUUCUACCCUCGAUCCUACCUAUAGCAGCUACUACGAAGAGUAUCCCACUAUUGCCGCUGUCAGCCCUUCUUUUGUGGAUGACGACUGGAUCAACGUCUAUGUCUCAGGCACAAUGGCUACGGCCACAACAGACAAAAUAGAUAAAGCGACCUCCGCGCCUGUCAGUUCGACUCCAUUCCACUCGAGGUCAUCCACAAGGACGCCUUCGCCCGAUACAUCGAACAAAGGCUCGUCCACAGAUACCGCAGCUAUUGCCGGUGGUGUCGUCGGCGGAGUCGUGGGCGCAGCUGGCAUCGGUGCGGCGGCCUUUAUGUUCUGGCUGCUUCAAAAGAAGAGAAAACAGCAAAAUGAAGAUGCUGCACAUGAAGCCUCUCAACCGGCUUUGGGGGGAAAUACACCGCCACUACACGCUACGACUAUUAUCGUUCCUCCGCAGGAAGUUGACGGAAACUCGUACCAAAAGGUUGCCGAAAUGGACGGAUAUACUGCGGAUAAAAAUUUCGGUGUGGCUGAAGCUGUGGGAUCUACUCCGGAUCAAAAGCCUCAGGAGACAGAUUCCAAGAAUUUUGUUGCGGAGCUGCCUGCUUCUUUUGUUGAGACACGGCCUCUUUCCAGUGAUACAUCGAGGCCAGGUACGCCCGAGGGUCGACGGGGUUAA
Molecule: messenger RNA, 897 nt
Organism: Penicillium longicatenatum
Lineage: Eukaryota; Fungi; Ascomycota; Eurotiomycetes; Eurotiales; Aspergillaceae
Exons: 1
Coding region: 1-897 (298 amino acids)
Source: RefSeq, a predicted model, not a curated record